AUGUCUUAUUUAACAUUAACCAACUGGUUAACAUCCUUUCUAUUAAUCGUCCUGCUUUACACGGCUAAAUAUUACUUUUCAUAUUUCACGCGUACUAAUCCUUUACCAGGUCCCUUACCUUUUCCUAUAAUUGGUAAUGCAUAUCUAUUUCGUGGAGAUUACGCCGAAGUAUUCGUUAAACUUCAAAAGAAAUAUGGAACUAUACUUGAAAUUUAUUUUGGUCCUAAACGUAUGAUUUGGAUAGGUGAUGCAAAAUUAAUUAAAAAACUUAAUGAUCCAUCACCAAAAUCAAAAUUUCCAUAUCGAGCCAUAGGAUCUUGGAUUGAUGAAAUUAAAAUGACUGGUAUGGGAAUGGGACUUAAUAAUCAUAUGAAUUCAUGGAGAUUUAAUAGAGCAAUGUUAGGUCGAAGUCUUAUGGUACCUUCACUAUUUCGACAAUUGGUUCAUAUAAUGGAAAAAACUUUUGAUGAAUUAGAAAGUUAUUGGAUAAAAUUAUCAAAAGGAAAUAAAGUUAUGAAAAUUGAUUUAGCUGAUUGGAUAUAUAAAUAUACAAAUGAUAUAAUUGUUCCUACAGUUACAAGAAAACCUGCUGGAACUAUAAGAAAAGAAAUUGAGAAUACUCCAAAAGGAGAAACAUUAAGUUCUGAUAUUUUAACUUCUCUUAUCUGUUCUAAUACUCAUCUCGGUACUCAAUUUGAUAAUGAAAAUGAUGAAUUUGGAAGGCCUAUGACUGAUGAAGAAAUCAUGCGAGUUACGAUUGAAACAAUCACUGGUGGUACUAAUCCGCUUGGUUCUGGAAUAUGUUUUACUUUAUAUAACAUUGCAAAGAAUCCUGCCGCACAAUCCAAGGUUCACGAUGAGAUCGAUAGAGUCCUUGGUAAAGAUAUAAAUCGACCAGUAACCUACGAUGAUAUUAUAAAAUUAAAUUAUAUCGAAGCUUGUUUUAAAGAAUCAUUACGAUUGGUUCCAGUUAUUCCCUUUAUUUUUAAAGCAUCAUCUAAAGAAGAUACCGUGGCUGGCUUUAAUUGGAAAGCCAAACAAGAAUUCUUUAUUCAUAGUUAUUAUAUUCAUAAUACUAAAGCUCAUUGGCGCGAUCCUGAAUUAUUCAUACCUGAAAGACACCUUGAUAAUGAAAAAGAAAAAAUUGAAGAAAAUAGUCAUUUACCAUUUGGUGGUGGACUUAGAAUGUGUCCUGGGCGUCAUUUAGCAUUAACUAGUGCUAAAAUUUUCGUAACUUUAAUUUUUAGAAAAUAUAAAAUGGAGUUGGUUGAUGAUAAUUCUUUCGCUAAAUCUUAUGAUUUAGAUAAUAGGUGCGAUAAAUUGGAGCUUUGGAACAAACGUGGUGGAUAUAAUGAAUGGAUUAUCAAACUUCAACGUCAAUAUGGUGACAUAUUUGAAGUCUGGUUAGGCCCUACACGCAAGAUUUACUUAUGUCGUGCUGAAUACUUUGAUAAAAUACAUUCAUUUAAUACUAAAUCAAAGUGGUUAUCUCGUAUGAGAGCAACUGAAGGUACUUUAGAACUUGGAAUGGCUCAACGAGGUGUAUGGUUAAACGCGAACGUCGAUGAUUGGAAAUAUAAUCGUCAUUUCUUUAAUCAAGUUAUGCUCGCUCCUGGUUUUAAUCUUAAAGCUGUUGAUGCUACUAAUAAAAUGUUAAAAGAAAUGGAAAAAUAUUGGAUUAUGCUCGGUAAUGAUCACAAAAUUGAUUUAUGCAAAUGGAUGGGUAGAUUUACUAUCGAAAUGUUUGAGUCACCACUGGUAUUGUCACAUUUAAAGCAGUUGGAGUCGUCAUUGGAGUCGUCAGUUUUGGAAGUCAUCGCUUUUGAGUUUUACGUGGGUCUUUCAUCUUUAUGGUAUGGUUAG
Dentiscutata erythropus is the source of this 1863-nucleotide messenger RNA. The record is from the annotation of a GenBank genome assembly. Lineage: Eukaryota; Fungi; Glomeromycota; Glomeromycetes; Diversisporales; Gigasporaceae.